CGGGCACUCUGGAGGAAACCUCAGCCCAUCGAAAUCACUGCCAGGGCGUGCGGCUGCGUGUUAUCCUGCGGCCGGGAAAGCAUAAUGGAGGCCCGGCAGUGGAGUUGCUGAGGCCUUCCCGCCAGUCCUGGUCCCACCAUGGUGCCUCCUCUUGGUGGUGGUCUACUUCUUCUCUGAGCAAAUCUCUCAAAGCUCCCCUGAAGCGCAGAGAACAGCACAUCCUCGGCUGCAUCCUUCUAGCCAUGCAUCUCACCCCACAUGUAUUUAUGAGAAAGAAAGGAAGUGAGAGCUGCUACCUAACAAGCUCAUAGAGAAGUCUCAGAAUUUUCCUAAAGGAAUUUAUUUCUUGGUGCAUAGCUAGCAAACAGCAAUGAAAACAGUUCUUCUGUUACUCAGAGAGCUUGUGGACAAAUGUAUAGGCUCCCGCAUUCAUAUUGUGAUGAAAAGUGAUAAAGAAAUUGUUGGAACGCUUCUAGGAUUUGAUGACUUUGUCAAUAUGGUGUUAGAAGAUGUUACAGAAUUUGAGAUUACACCUGAGGGCAGAAGAAUCACAAAACUAGACCAGAUUUUGUUAAAUGGAAAUAACAUAACAAUGCUGGUUCCUGGAGGAGAAGGACCUGAAGUAUAAAUCGAUACAGUUGUCGUCUGUGGAGACAUAUAUAUAUAUAUAUGUAUAGAAUAUAAUAUAAAUAGAGCUUUUGGGAUAUGGGUGUGUUUGUUGGUUGUUUAUUUUGUUUACGUGCUCUUGCAGUUGAUAUUUGAUAACAGACAGGGAUUUCCUCUUCAGGAAAGGUGCGCUGCUAGUGAUGAUGCUGACUUUGUCAGUUGAAAUCAUUACCUUUUUGUAAUGAUGCACUAAUCUGUCCUGAAUGAAAGGCUUUCUUUUAGUUA
Molecule: messenger RNA, 891 nt
Organism: Pezoporus flaviventris
Lineage: Eukaryota; Metazoa; Chordata; Aves; Psittaciformes; Psittacidae
Gene: LSM5
Product: LSM5 homolog, U6 small nuclear RNA and mRNA degradation associated
Exons: 6
Coding region: 371-628 (85 amino acids)
Biological process (GO): mRNA splicing, via spliceosome
Cellular component (GO): U6 snRNP; U4/U6 x U5 tri-snRNP complex; Lsm1-7-Pat1 complex
Molecular function (GO): RNA binding
Source: RefSeq, a predicted model, not a curated record